Paraphaeosphaeria sporulosa is the source of this 330-nucleotide messenger RNA. RefSeq lists its product as uncharacterized. NCBI's taxonomy places the organism in Eukaryota, Fungi, Ascomycota, Dothideomycetes, Pleosporales, Didymosphaeriaceae. The record is from RefSeq and is a predicted model, not a curated record. The transcript has a single exon. Bases 1 to 330 code for a protein of 109 amino acids.
AUGGCUGUAACUAUCACUGUCAGUCUUCCUGGUUUGUGUGAACGAGGAAGUGUUGGAAGUGACGGAUCCGGAGCUGGCAACCGAACCCUCGCCUUCGCUUUCAUUCGACCUCACAAUUCGUCGCCCAGUCUACUUGGAUACCACAACGUAGAAAACUCCUUCAACAAAAUGAUCCUGCCUUCACGGAUCACCUGCUUGUUUUCAGUCACCAUUUUCGGCGUCGGAAUGCCUUUCUGCGUUGUGUACGGUGAAGUUGGCAGGCAGCAUCGACUUGGGCUCUCAGUAUUUCACAUUACAAGCCAAGCAAACUAUGAACAGCAGCCGCUCUGA